CCGAGAUCCGACGAGCCGACGACCUUUGUAUUAUUUUUCAAAUAAAAUCUAGUUUUUAUGAAUUGCUUCUCAUUAUUUUUGCUCGAGAUUACUUAAUUUAGUGCCUGAUCUAAAUAUAUAGGUUACAGUUAUUCAAGUAUCGUGCUAUCGAUAAUGGCUAAGAAGCCAACGAACAAAACUCAAUCAGAGUCCAAGGCCAAAGGCAAUAAUACAAAAAAAUCGUCUUCAUCUGGAAACAUUGGAAAACUUCUGUUUGUUUUUGCAAUCCUUGGUGGAUUAUUAGCUUUCUAUGUUUACAAAUUGGUCACUACACCUCCUGAGACACCCAAAUAUGACUUGGAGCAGUGGUGGGGACCAUAUCCGAAAGAUCAAACGAUAGAUGUUUCCAUUAGACCCUUCAAGAUUGAAUUUAGUGACGUGAUAGUGAAUGAUCUCCGAGAAAGACUGAUGCAUCGUCGUCCAUUUGUUGAGCCUCUGGAAGAUGCGGGCUUUACUUACGGCUUCAACAGUAAAUUCCUGGGUCAAGUUCUUCAUUACUGGCAAAAUAAAUACAACUUCAAGGACAGGGAAAACUUCUUUAACAAGUUUGAUCAAUAUAUAACCAACAUUCAAGGCUUAGAUAUUCAUUAUUUGCAUGUCAAACCAAAAGUUUCAGAUAGUGUUGAGGUUGUGCCACUACUGAUGCUACAUGGCUGGCCUGGAUCAGUCAGGGAGUUUUAUGAGCUCAUCCCGAAACUGAUAACUCCACAAUCUGGACACAAUUUCGUAUUUGAAAUCAUUGCCCCGAGUCUACCAGGUUUCGGAUAUUCACAGGGUCCAGCGAGAAAAGAAUUCGGUCCUUUAGAGACCGCAGUAGUAAUGAGUAACCUUAUGAAGCGAAUAGGCCAUAAACAUUACUACAUUCAAGGCGGCGAUGCCGGUCACACGGUGGGUUCCACAAUCGCCACUCUAUUCCCUGAACAAGUGCUAGGGUUCCAUACUAACCUACCUAUCAAUACUGGUCGGGUUGCUACUGCCCUCUUGUUUGUAGGAUCGCUCUGGCCCAGUACUAUAGUGGAAAAUAGACUUCAAAGUCGUAUGUAUCCACUCAGCGAACAUAUCCCCAAAUUGUUAGAGGAGACCGGAUACCUCCACAUACAGGCCACCAAGCCGGACACCAUUGGUAUCGCUCUCACCGAUUCCCCGGCCGGACUCGCAGCGUACAUUCUAGAGAAAUUCUCCUCGUGGACUAAUCUCGCGUUCAAAAACGCCACAGACGGUAGAUUGCUCGAAAAAUACCAACUGACGCAUCUACUAGACAAUGUGAUGUUGUAUUGGGCAUCGAAUAGUAUCACCACCAGUGUUAGAAUUUAUGCAGAGGCGUUCAGUAAGAGAACUAUGGCUAUGAGACUGGAUGACAUCCCAACUGAAGUGCCAACAUGGGGCAUCAAAUUCAAGCAUGAGCUUAUGUUCUACUCCGACUGCUUACUGAAGCUCAAAUACAAAAACUAUCUGCACAGCACUAUGGUAGAAGAAGGGGGGCAUUUCGCCGCAUUCGAAAUGCCCCACGUUAUGGCCAAGGACAUCUUUGAAGCUGUGAAAACGUUUAGAGAAUUCCACAACAGUCAAAAAACUUCUCCCUUAGAAGCAAGAGGGCAAACAGUUAAAGAGACACAAACAAAAACUAUAUACGAUUUCACGGUCAAAGACUUAAAUGGAAAACAGAUUAAAUUAGAAAAAUACAAGGGGCAUGUAGUUCUUAUAGUAAAUGUGGCUUCCCAGUGUGGACUCACAGACACAAAUUACAAAGAGCUCAACAUACUCUACGAAAAGUAUGCAGAGAGAGGUCUACGUAUAUUGGCUUUCCCUUGCAACCAAUUCGGUGGUCAGGAACCGGGUUCCCCCGAAGAAAUAUUCCAGUUUACCAAAGACAGGGGAGUAAAAUUCGAUAUAUUCGAAAAGGUCAAUGUGAACGGAGAGAAUACUCAUCCGUUAUGGAACUUCCUGAAGACUUCGCAGGCCGGUUUCAUCACUGAUUUUAUAAAGUGGAAUUUCUCCAAAUUCCUCGUGGACAGAAACGGUGUUCCUGUUGAGAGAUUCGCUCCGACUGUGAGUCCUCUGGAGUUGGAGGAGUAUUUGGACAAAUACUUGUAAUCACACCCGUAAUUUUAAUAAGAAUAAGCGAUUCUUCAGAGAUUUACACGAAUUAGGUUUGUUGUAAGCUGAUUUGGACAAC
This is a messenger RNA of Chilo suppressalis (striped riceborer), 2215 nucleotides long. The record is from the annotation of a GenBank genome assembly. Lineage: Eukaryota; Metazoa; Arthropoda; Insecta; Lepidoptera; Crambidae.